This is a messenger RNA of Pelmatolapia mariae (spotted tilapia), 2073 nucleotides long. Its product is annotated as class I histocompatibility antigen, F10 alpha chain-like. The record is from RefSeq and is a predicted model, not a curated record. Gene Ontology annotation, biological process: immune response. Gene Ontology annotation, cellular component: external side of plasma membrane. Lineage: Eukaryota; Metazoa; Chordata; Actinopteri; Cichliformes; Cichlidae. The coding region runs from base 87 to 1157 and encodes 356 amino acids. The transcript has 8 exons.
UCCUAUUUUAGCUUUGAUACUUGAGCUGAAAGCACAGAGGCGCUUGUUCUGGACAAGCGAACACACGAAGUCUGUUAAAGGUUUGGAUGUUUAUGGUCACAAUGAAGGCCUUCAUCUUCUUUCUUCUCCUGGGAAUUCAGGGAGCAGCGGCAGUGACCCACUCUCUGAAGUAUUUCUACACUGGAUCCUCUCAAGUCCCAAACUUCCCAGAGUUUGUGACUGUUGGGAUGGUUGAUGAUGUUCAGAUUGAUUAUUAUGACAGCGACACGGAGAAAACUGUGCCCAAACAGGACUGGUUUGCCAGGAACACAGAUCAGCAGUACUGGGAGAGACAGACUGCAGCAAAUAUGGGUUCCCAGCAGGUGUUCAAAGCCGGCAUUGAAAUCAUAAAGCCUCGCUUCAACCAAACUGGAGGUGCUCACAUUGUCCAGCAGAUGUACGGCUGUGAAUGGGAUGAUGACACAGGUGAAGUGACUGGAUAUGAUCAGUUUGGCUAUGAUGGAGAGGACUUCUUAAUCUCUAACAUGAAGACAGAGACGUGGGUUGCUCCUGUACAACAGGCUGUCAUCACCAAAAACAAGUGGGACAGUAACAGAGCUAAAAUCACACAGGACAAGAACUACUUCACCAAGCUUUGUCCUGAGUGGCUGAAGAAGUAUGUGAACUAUGGGAGGAGCUCUCUGAUGAAAACAGAUGUCCCCUCAGUGUCUCUCCUCCAGAAGUCUUCCUCCUCUCCAGUCACCUGCCACGCUACAGGUUUCUAUCCUAACAGAGCCGAGAUGGUCUGGAAAAAAGAUGGAGAGGAGUUUCAUGAGGGUGUGCACAAAGGAGAGAUUCUCACCAACAAUGACGGGACCUUCCAGAUGAGUGUUGACCUGGAUGUCUCAUCAGUCAAACCUGAAGACUGGCACAGAUACAGAUGUGUGUUUCAGCUCUCUGGUGUGAACAAGGACAUCGUCACCAAACUGAACAAAGCAGAUAUCAAGACUAAUGAAGAAAGUUCCUUCUCCAUGAUCAUCCCUAUUGUUGUUGCUGUGGUUGUUCUUGCUGCCAUCACUGUGAUCGGAUUCAUUAUUUACAAAAAGAAGACAGACAAACGUCCCCCAUCUCCUGUAGAGAACCGUGAAGUCAAGGAGCAAAUGCUUCCUCAAGCCUAAACCACAAACAGCUCUGCACACAGCUUAUGGAUAGAUGGAUAAAGAGAACCUGAAAGAAGACGUGAUGUCAACUCAUUCUUCUCCAUAAACUGGAAUUCAUUGAUUGUUCACAUCAUAAAAUCUCUUAAAAAGAUCUAAAAUCUAAAAUAUAGUUGCAGAUGCUGGUUAAUCAAGAAGUUUGAAAAUGAGUUGGCAAAUGUUUAACAUAAACAUCAUAAUGGUGACAUUAAAUUAUACUGAUUUUGUUGUUUUCAGUUUUAAAAAAGUCACUUUAAAAAAAAAAAAGUUCUAACAAAGAUAUGACCACCUGGAUAAACGUAAAACACAAUAAAAACAAUAUGAAACAAUGGAAUCAUCACAGCAGUUGUAGUACAAUCAUAAUUAACCCUUUGUGUGUUCAUCUUAACUCAAAAAUCCAAUAGUUUAGUGUUUCUGGGGUUUUCUUGUAAAUUGUUGCAUCACUCAUGAAUGCUGAGAUUCCCUCACUCUCAGUGAUAAACGAAUCAUAAUAUAUUUCUAAAUUUUGUACAUGUUUACUUGUGUAGUUCGUAAAAUUUGAUUUAAAAGACAAUCUUGUGUUGAAUUCCAGGAGACCUUCAAAGAUUUAACUUUAUGUCUGAUUUAUUUCUUAAUUAAUGAAGAUUAUGUUUAUUCUCUGUUGUUUGAUUUAAGAUAUGUUUUGAGUUUUCUGAUUUUAGAGUUUAGUUCAAGUUGAGAUUCUGGAGGGUUGUGUGGGUUAUGUUUUUAACACAUUGGUGGGUGUGUUUCUGCUUAUAGUUAAGGAUUUUUCAAGGUUUUUCUCAUUUGUCUGUAAACUUAAAAAAAUUAAUUAGGCAAAUAUAUAUCAGUAAAACGGCAUUGCUCUUUCUCUCCUUUUCGUACUUUUGCUUGUCAAUAAAGUUCCAAAUAAUCCAAA